GACGCACAUUAGUUUAGGGACUGAUUUGUACAUAUACCAAAUGUUAAAAACCUAAAACAAAAAAAGAACACAAAGGAAAAAAACAAAAACAAAAAGGAGAGAUCCACGGGGGCUCCAUCACCGGCUUCUUCUCCUCCUUCACUUGCCGUUGAGCUCUUAAUUAAGACGAAGAAACCUCUCCUCUCCCACUUCCUCCCUCAGAUUGCGACGCCCUGCCACGUUUCCUUCCCUCUCCGUUUCCUCCAUUACCUUCUUCUUCUUCUUCUUCUGUCAAGUGUCAAUCGCGUUUUCGCUACGGCAGCUGCCGAGGUUUCAUCGUCUUUAUGCAUAUAAAAGCUCUCCUCUCUCUCUCUAGAGCGACUGUUAAACUGAGAAAAUUCCCGCUUACGUGACCUUUCUCGCUUCCUUCCCCAUUUAUUACUCCCAAAGUCUCCUUCCUUCUCUCCCUUUCGAUCCCCUCUAGCUUUCCGUUUCCUUUACUUCCACUCCAUCGUCGUGGAAGCCUUCACCGGCGGAAGGAUGGGGAAUCGGAGUGGUGGCGUGAAUCUCUUGUUCGACUCUGGACAUUGGAGAAUCCGUCGGACUGUUGAAUUUGUGGAGCCUAGCCUGUGUCGGCCAGCCGGGAUGGGGGAAUGCGGCUUCGAGAGAUUCGGCCUCUUGGCUUGUCCUGCAUUUGUAUAGGCCGGCUGAUUGGGGAUUUAGGGCUUUGAUUGUAUCAGAUUCAAAUCCCUAUCCGAGUUGAUGACGGGAAUUCUUAUGUUUCUAUGAAGUUCCAUAGAAGUUAGAAAGCGGAUCUUAGAUAGGCUGUUUUCUUCAUAUGAUUUCUGGUUUCCUUUCUCAGUAAGGAGUAUACCUGAUUGCAUUUCCAUUAGUGAUGGUUUGUCCCGUUCAGCUUAAGCAGAAGAUGGGUUGAGAGGGUUUACUUGCUUACUCCACAGUUUAUCUGGAUUUCCGUGACUAUGGCUAUUGCUGCUGGCCUGCAAAAUGUUUCGGUACUCGAUUCGUCUUUCCUUAGGGACUCGCAGUCGGGAUCAGUCCGCAACCAUGGCAAUGAUGGGAGGGGUAGCACCCGAGCGGUCCUGAGGAUGUGGAGGGAGCUUGAGGAUGAGCAUGGGGUGAGCCAUGGGCAAGGUAGGGUUGGUGAGAGAUUGCUGCAAUACAGGGGUGAGGUAUUGAGCAAUCUGUCCAGAGGGGAUGACGUUUCUGAUGGGAACCAUAGUGGUAGUGAUGAACAUGAGGAGAUGAGGACUGUGAGUGGAGGUGAGAGUGAGUAUGGACUUGAGGAGGAUCGAUCCGAUCUUGGGGAGACAGAGAGGGAGAGAGUGAGGCAAAUUUUUCGGGAGUGGAUGAGUAGUGGUGCCAGAGAACGUAGUACACCUCAUGGCUCAAGGAGAACUGGGUCAAGGGCGGAAUGGCUGGGUGAAACCGAGCAGGAGAGAGUUAGAACCAUACGGGAGUGGGUACAGAGGAAUAAUCAUGGUCCUGCUGCUGGACAGAUUGAACAAGUUCUUGAUGGUCUUAAUCUUCAUCGUAGUGAAGGCCCACCAGAGCAGCAACCCAGAAGAGGGAUCCGUCGACUCUGUGGGAGACAGGCUCUCCUUGACAUGAUUAAGAAGGCUGAACAAGAAAGGCAAAGAGAACUUCAAGGUUUGCUGGAGCAUAGGGCUGUUACUCAAUUUCCUCAUCGUAACAGGAUUCAGUCAUUACUCAGAGGCAGGUUCCUCCGGAAUGGCAGAAUGAUUGAAAACGAGAGACCUAGAUCGACAGCAGCACGUGAGUUAGGUUUGCUGCGGGAAAGACAUUCAGUUGCCGAUUUAAGGGAAGGGCUAUUUUCCAGACUGGACCGUUCAGCUUCUGGUCAACUAGCCACCAAUGCUUCUGAUACCUCGUCUAACAUCGAAAUAAAUGGCUACGGAGCUGAGCAUUCAGGAGCAAAUGAUUUACAGAGGGCUGCAAGUGAGUCUCCUCAUCAAACACAUUCAAGUUUUGGGGAAAGUAACAGCUGUAUAACGGCAGAUGAUAGAAGCACUACUGGGUCUAUCACGCAUCAAGAUGUGGUUGCCGAAGGAUCUGUUCAUAUUUUAGAGGACAUGUCUGAGCAACCUUCUCAGGAUGUGGACCCGAGUGAAGAUGAGCAAUCAUCUGGUGAUAAUACAGAAGAAAUGAACAGAGAUUUGCAGGAACCUACAUUUCUACCAACCAUGGAGAAUGGAGGACGAACUCCUGGUGCAGGUGAAGCAUUUUCUCAACAAUCUGAGUCAAAUGAGAUGGAUUAUUCUGAAAGCAGUGCAGUUGAUCAUCCGAAUAAUCAUGCACGAUCAGAAGAGCCUGAGAACCUAACUUUUGAAAGUGAAGCCCCCGCUGAUGAUUGGUUUGGAAACCGUGAUGAUACAGCUGAGGCCUCUGGAGAAUGGCAUGAAGAAGAUGGUGGUGAGUUUCAGGAGGAUGUGCAAAGUUGGUUAGAAGAAGAAGAGCCUUCUUCUUAUUCUCAGGAUACUGCUGCUGUUGGAAGGAUGGAUCAUCCAUUUUAUUAUACUGAUGAUGAUAAUGUCUACAGCGAGGAGAUCAGGGAACUUCUGAGCAGGAGAAGUGUGUCUACUCUACUUCGAAGUGGGUUCCGUGAGAGUCUCGACCAAUUGAUACGGUCUUAUGUGGAAAGGCAAAGUGGUAACUCUCAGCUUGACUGGGAACUGCAAGAAGAAACAUCUCCUAGCUUACUGGAACAGGAGUUGGCUCAUCAGCAUACGACUGUUGAUCAGAAUGUCAGUCGAGGAGGUCGUAUCCCGAAUCCUCCACCUUUACCACCGUCGCUACCUGUCCAAAGGCUGUGGGACCGGGAAUCACAGCAUUACCACUGGCCUCAACAUCAUGAAAUGCAUCCACGCUUUGGCAUUGAGUGGGAUAUUAUCAACGAUUUGAGGAUCGACAUGGCUAGGCUGCAACAGAGAAUGAACAACAUGCAGAGGAUGAUGGAAGCCUGUAUGGACAUGCAACUCGAGCUGCAGCGCUCUAUCAAACAGGAAGUCUCUGCUGCUCUCAAUCGUUCCCCUGAAUCUCCAGGGACAUGCGAGAACAGUUUUGCGGAGGAUCCAUUGAAAUGGGAGCACGUGAGGAAAGGGAUGUGCUGCGUAUGCAAGGAGAGCAGUAUUGAUUCCUUGCUCUACAGAUGCGGGCACAUGUGCACAUGCUCAAAGUGUGCCAACGCGUUGGUCCAGACCAACGAAAAGUGCCCGAUGUGCAGAGCGCCUGUAAUUGAGGUCAUCCGAGCUUACUCCAUCUCUUAACUCGAUAGAAAGGAUACUGUUGCUAACGCAGCAGGCUGACUUCCUUAAUCUAAAGUCUUGAUGUCUCAACUGUUAGAUGCAUAUGUUGUCAUUUUCUUUUGAGUAAUGUUUUUUACGUAUACACGAUCGUAUGAGAUUGUGUUGACGUAUAAUCCAACAACGUUAGCUCGUGUUGAUGCUCAACCAUCAUAAUGCUAACCGACUACAGCGAUGAUGAUCUGGAAAGUGCCAGAGAAUCAUCAACGUGUUUGCUGUUUUUCAACCACCGAUUCAAUUUAUUAGGUUGUUCCCCCAAGUAAGAAUGAUGCAGUGUGAAGUAUCACCUACCAUAUUUGAUAUUAUCGACAUAACUAUACAUUCAAUAUUUUAAUUAUAUAAAUAUAUUAUUGGAAAAUCAAGAAUUUACACAUAAUAUGGAUAUUUACACGUAUCAGAAACUGGAGGUUCUAGGUAAGGAAACCCUAUCCUGUCCCUUUCUAACCAAACUCGAAGAGCUACAAAUCCUCCGCAGCCCACCAGCUGAGCCCACAUCUACCGUCCACGUGUCCUCGCUCCCUACCAUCGAUCUUCCCUCCACCACCUCCACACUUCUCGAACCACUGCUUCCUCCUCCGCCGCCGUCUCCUCCUCCGCCGCCUUCCACCACCACUUUGACGAACUGGGUGCCUCUACACAAGGGGCAGUUCACGUGACUAUUCAGCCACGUGUCGACGCACUGCACGUGGAACACGUGCUGGCAGACCGGUAUCAUCUUCACCGUCUCCUCCUCCUCGAACUCCCCCAAGCAAAUCGCACAUUCCGCCAGAUCGUACUUCCCGUCCCCGCCGCCGCAGCCCUUCCGGUAACAGUACGCCGGCAGCGACUUCACCACCUCCGGGUCGAGCCCUUUCUUCUGGCUGCGGCGGCGGUAGUGAUUCCCACCCUCCGCCGACCCCGCGGCUGCCGCGGCGGCAGCAUCGCUGGCGAACCUGCGGAUGUAUAGGGAGAAGAAGCCCAUGAAGAAGAUGGCCGUCAGCAGCACCAGAAUCGUCAGGGCCAUGGAGGAGUCUAUGGUCGUCUGGUUCGGGUAGUGGAAUUUGUCCACCGGCGGUGCUGGUAUCGCUGCCGGCCGUGACCAAGACCGAGCCGGCGACGGAGUCGGCCGUCUCGGCGGGUGAACUGGAUCUUCCGAUUGUUGGAGUUCAUUGUUCUAACUUCUAAGGUCUACUGACUGAGCUGAAUUUAUAUAUGAAAUGGGAAGUUGCAGUUUGAAGCGAAGAGAGGGGGAAGGGAAUUAUGGUGUGUGGAUAUGGAAGAUAAGGUUUUUUAAAUGGGCAUGGGAUGGGAGAGGAGGUAAAAGAGCGUUUUGGAGGGUACUAGGAGAAGUGGGAAGCUUCCAAAUAUGGGGUUAGAGGAACUGGGGCCCCGAGGGAUUUAGAAGAUGGUGAUAAG
Molecule: messenger RNA, 4715 nt
Organism: Linum tenue
Lineage: Eukaryota; Viridiplantae; Streptophyta; Magnoliopsida; Malpighiales; Linaceae
Source: the annotation of a GenBank genome assembly